This is a messenger RNA of Rotaria socialis, 399 nucleotides long. NCBI's taxonomy places the organism in Eukaryota, Metazoa, Rotifera, Eurotatoria, Philodinida, Philodinidae. The record is from the annotation of a GenBank genome assembly.
AUGAGUCAAGGCGAUAUCAAACAAGCGUCCUCCAAAACAAAUACAGCCGCUCAUCGUAAAAUAUGGACACAGUCAGCAUUUUCAACAUCAUUACGUGAUCGUCCUGUGGUAUUCAAUUCUCAGCAUAUUGAUGAUCUCGGUAGAAAAUAUUCAAUGAAUACAAAUGAACGAAGACGCUUACGAAUUGACGAAGGCAGUUUACUUAUGACGAGUGAUCCAGACAGCAUAUUUUAUCGACACUUACGUGAAGAAUUACAAAAUACAAGUUCUACUGCAACUCGUCUAGUAGAUGAAAAAGAGAAAUUGAAGUUAUUUGAACAGUAUGGUCCAGAACUUGUUGAAUUUAUCAAAGACAGAGGAAAUCUAAAAUCAAAGGUUGACAAAGUUUUUAUCAUUUAG